Aspergillus brunneoviolaceus CBS 621.78 is the source of this 1033-nucleotide messenger RNA. RefSeq lists its product as uncharacterized. The transcript has a single exon. The record is from RefSeq and is a predicted model, not a curated record. The coding region runs from base 240 to 869 and encodes 209 amino acids. NCBI's taxonomy places the organism in Eukaryota, Fungi, Ascomycota, Eurotiomycetes, Eurotiales, Aspergillaceae.
UCACAAGAGGUGUUCGGCUCGAGUAAGUUCAAAGGGGGAAGGAGCGCCUGCUGAGUCGUUGAAAUCAUCCGCGGCGGCAGUCAAGUCCUGCGAUCUGCGAUCGAGGUGGACUACCUUGUACAGUUCAAGUAAUCAUUAGAAAGAUAAACAGACAGACAGACAGACAGACAGCCCUAAAGGUAAAGUAUCGUCAAGCAAAUACAGUGUUCCAUAGCCAACUCACGCACGCCCGGAGCAGGAUGGAACCUCCGUCAACACCAUCCCCCCUUCCUUGGCGACGGUAUCUCGCUACCAAGACCUCCAUUUCCUCUCGGGUCAGGCCGGCGUCACUGUACGGCGGUUCCCUCGUGUUGAUUUGCGGCAGAAGGGCCAUGUUUCUCAGAGUUGGCCGGGGAUCGAGUUCAACACCAUCAGCCCUUCCUUGGCUACGGUAUUUUGCCACCAAGACCUCCAUCUCGUCUCCGGUCAGUCCGGCGUCGCUGGAAGGCAGAGAAUCCCUGAUGAUCGAUGCUCGCGGGUUCAUCACUUGCUUGGAGGACGCGAUCGAAGUUCUGCCCAAGGUCCACGCCACUCGCGGCAGGGAAGUCCUCGAGGACGAGGUCGUGACCCCAAUGGGUCGCUGGAUGAUCGACAUCGCAGUCACGAGAAUCGGGUGGCCACUCUGGGAAAGCAGGAUGUGCCUUAGAGAUGACAGACACAAGACGGCUCCAACUCCGGUUAUCACCCCUGCGCGCGUCCUCAAGUUCAGGGUCGCCCUCUCCAGCGUCACUGUGGUGGUUCCGGAUCGGGACCUCCACGCCGGCGGCCCUUGGCCUCGCCUACCGGAACAGAGGUACUGUCAACAGGGACUGCGUGAUGCUGCCGUGUAGCGUCAUUGCUUGGGGCAGUCGGCGCCGCAGUAGAACAGGAUGAAGUUCACAGCAUCCACCGGCGCACCGUUCAGGCAGUUGAUGACCGGCCAGAUCGCAAGACUGAUGGAUCGUACGGGUGAGUGCUGUCUCUUUGCUGUUGUGUGUUCCCGCAUCAGGGUCUG